This is a messenger RNA of Sander lucioperca (pikeperch), 4017 nucleotides long. RefSeq names its product progestin and adipoQ receptor family member 3-like. Lineage: Eukaryota; Metazoa; Chordata; Actinopteri; Perciformes; Percidae. Gene Ontology annotation, molecular function: signaling receptor activity. The coding region runs from base 235 to 1197 and encodes 320 amino acids. The record is from RefSeq and is a predicted model, not a curated record. Gene Ontology annotation, cellular component: membrane. The transcript is spliced from 7 exons.
CAGUUGGUGGCAGCAACGUACCGUUUUGUCGUUUACUAUAAGGAAAGAAGAGGCUAGCUAGGUUUGGUGUUAUCCAGUAGCUGAGAAUAUGUAUGUGCUUUGUUUGGUUGUUUUUUAAACUAAAAUGUGAUUUUCUUAAACACAAUGCUGGCUUGAUAGUCAUCCGGAUAUGGCAGAAUUGCCUGAACAAGGACAUCGACUAAUGCCUAGCCUCGCUGACUUGCCUUGUACCAGAUGAGUUGGUACAAGAUGCUGCUGAAGAUGCCCCAGAAGCUGCUGCGGACUGCCCACUACAUAGACCUGGGCAGCUACCAGCACUGGCCGGUGCUGAUUCCCCAGAGGAUACGACUGUACACCUACGAACAAAUCCCCCUCUUUCUCAAAGAAAACCCCUUCAUCACAGACGGCUACAGGGCCCACCUGCCCUCCAAACUCUGCCUUAGGAGUAUUUUCAUUCUGUCCAAUGAGACUGUGAACAUUUGGAGCCACCUUCUGGGUUUCCUGCUCUUCUUCUCUCUGGGGGUCAAUGACCUCUCCUCAGUACUGCCAGCCUCUGGAGCCAACAGAGAGGACUACGUCAUCUACACUAUAGGACUGUUCUGCUUCCAGGUGUGCAUGUUGUGUUCUGUGGGGUAUCACCUGUUCGCGUGCCACCGGUCGGAGAAGACUUGCCGUCGCUGGCUGUCGUUGGACUACGCAGGCAUCUCUGUUGGCAUCCUGGGCUGUUACGUACCUGGGAUCUUCUACGCUUUCUACUGUAACGCUUUUUGGCGACAGGUCUACCUGCUGACCGUGCUGUCCCUGAUCCUGGCCGUCUUCUGUGCUCAGGUUCACCCCCGUUACCUCAGCAACGACUGGCAACGGAUUCGGACGGCGAUCUUCUGCUGUGUGGCUGGCAUCAGUGUGAUUCCUGCCUGUCACUGGGUCUGGCUCAAUGGAGGAUUCACCACUGCUGUUGUACAGCUGUUCCUGCCUCGUGUGCUAGUGAUGUACCUGAUAGCUGGAUCUGCCUUCCUGUUCUAUGUCACCAAGAUCCCUGAACGCUAUUUCCCUGGCCAGCUGAACUACCUGGGCGCCAGCCACCAGGUGUGGCACAUACUGGUGGUGGUGAUGUUUUACUGGUGGCACCAGACGGCUCUAAACAUCAUGCACUUCAGGCACAGCCAGUCCUGCCCGGCCCAGACCAGCAGCAGCUAAGUUGAACUGAUGAAAUGUUACGGAAAGGCAAUCAGCUGCAGGCUAAUAUCUAUCAUUGUUAGUAGACACCAGUUAAACUCAAUAUGUUAAUAUUCAAAGAUUUCUGACCAGUCAGCUGCUGGUUAGAAGUCGCUGCCUAAAGGUUUUUCAACCACUAACUACCAGAAGCUCCUGACUAUUAGCUGCUAAGGUGUGAGCCGUAGAGUCUGACGGUAGCUAGUAGCUUUCACUGAGCCCAAGCACUUGGUUACUGUUUGGCUGCAGUCAAAGGCCACUAUAUAAGUCUACUGUCUCCAACAGUAGUAAUCAGAUACGUGGCUUGACUCUACUGUAAAUGUUCAAUUCUCUUAACCAACAUAUCAAUGCAUGAAGCAGGAAUUUAAAUUGGUUUGUAGGAACCGACUAAGGUUUGGUGUUUUUAAAUUGGCAAACAUGUUAUCUCAUGGUUGGUUUAGAUUGUGAUUCUGUUUUUGUACAAAAGUAUUGAAAAUGUAUCCAUAAGGAUUCUUUUGAAUCAAACAUAAUAGCCUGUAUGAACAAAGACUUCUUUGUUCGAUCUAUCUUUUCCUACAACAUGAGAUUGUAUGAAAUGUCUCGACAAAAGGCGGAACGCACCGAACAAAAACACGACCACUGGAAAUUGUACAUGUGGACACUGUGAGAGACUGUGUCUCUGGGAGAAGAAAAGAAAAAAAAAAAAACACCUCAAGCUUUUGAACAAAUAGUUAAAGGUCAAUCAACCGAUCAAUCUGCAAUAUCUAAGAACAAAAUUUGGCAACCAUAUCAAGCCUACGGCACGUUGUUUUCUAAGAACUGCUUGAUUUGUGUUUUUGGUGUGUACUUUUUUCACAAAGCCAGUAUGUUAGGGCUGCACUAAGCAAGGUGUCAUAUCCGCCUAAAUCCCAGAGCAACAGAGUUAAUCAAAAUGUUGAACAAUUACCCCCUUUGCUAUAACUGCUGUUAAUAGAGUAAUGGAUUUAAUCUUUUCACUAAACAGGAUGUGCCAUCACAAGGCAAGUGAUGAAAAAAGCCUGAUUCAAACAUACUCUUAGCUCAACGACUAUGGCUAAAUCCAUUGGUUAUCUCCAUCCCACAUCACUUACUUAAAUUUGAUGAAACAUACAAUUGUGGCCAGGAGACGGGCAUUCAGUCGACCUGAGAUUUCCAAUGAGGCGAACAAUGCUGUGUUUAUACAGGGUGAGCUCAUCCAAAUCACAACGACAACAUUUUGAUGUGCUCUGAGAUUUAUGCCACCACACAAAUGCAAUGGAGGUGAAUGGAAUUUCAUUUUUGGAGCUCACAGCAUUGGGAAAUGACGUUUUGUCAUUUUUUUUUAAAGGGAUACUUUGCCGAGUUCCAACAAGCUUUGUAUCAUAACAUUGUGGGUAGUAUGUGUAAAUGAACUGUGGUAACCUUCCAUCCAUCUUUCUAACGCCCAGAUUUUCAUGCUCAUCUCCCAGCUCAAAACCGCCGGAUUACACGUUCCGCGUCAUUCUGCGACAUUUUGCUGGCUCGAGAGCUGUCGCCCGAACUACAGAUUUUACUUCCGCAUACUGACACAAAAAGAGUAUAGAAGCAGAUCGAGAGAAAGACGCUCCUCUCGCUCUCUCAAACUCAGACCGAACUCAGAUUAAACUGUGAAACAGACAGACAGCGCUCAUCGAAUUUAAACUGAGAUCAUGUUACUGCAUUGGCAAUUUUUCUCACCUAAAAUGUUUUCAGAAACACAAUUUAGCUUACUGUUUUUUUUUUGUUUUUUUUUUUAACUUUAAUACGAGAUUUGUUACCAGUUUGUGAUCAGCUGUCCGCCAUAUUGCUUUCUGUGACGUGCUCGCAUUCACAGCGGGAGCAUUUAUUGGUCCGGUGUGGCACAGUGCGGUCUGGUAGUUGGAGGUAUUCUACCUUUUGAGCAAAAGGGAAUACCACAGCUCCUUUCCUCUGUUCUCUCUGGUCAUGUAGCAUGAUUUUUUAAAAAUGUUUUGGCGCCAUUCUACUGCAUAGCAACCCAGUUUUAUGAAAAGAUCCUCUUCCCAGUGGUGAAAUACUUCUUUAAGCUGUCACUGAUUGGUCAACCAAUAGCCAGGUGGCUAUCUGUUAUCAGCCAUCAGAUGUCACCCCUGCAACUGUGUUUUUUUCAUAAAGGCUGCAUGUGUGAAAGACGGUUGUUAUUGUCUAUUUGAUGCUGUUGUUUAAAUGAGGCCAGUGUAAAGUGUUACAGCAACCUGAAAAGAACCCUUUUCCCCCACAGUACACUUUGGGACAUAUUUUAAUGUUUAGUGUUGAUUUUUACAUAAUUCCAGUGAUGUUUGUACUUCAUUUGCCUUAUUAUCUUUGAGUACAUGUACUGUAUGAUACGCACUUACUGUUACAAUCGGUUUUGGAUCAAGAAGAGAACAUAAACCAGAACAAAAAAAAAUAUUCAAACCGACCGAUAUCAUCUUUGCUGUUACACCACAAGGCCAGUAUGGUUUGUUUUUAUGUAGUACAAUUUAAUGUUUAGAACAAGUUAUGAAUUUUAGUUGCGAUCACUUUCUUCUGCAGAGCUGGAAGACGCACUGUACAGGUGCUGAAAGAAGUGACUUCAUUUUGCCUUUAAGGGUGUGUGUUUAUUUGACAUGAACAUCUAAUUAUCAUAAACUGGCUUAAUAUUUUUUUUUUAAGAUGUCAUGAUUGUUUUAUCCUAUUUAGAUUGUGUUUUCCUUGAAUAUCAUUUGUAUGAUAAAGCACUGUCGCUGAUGAGAUGUAUAAUAUUUAUUUCAGUGCCUGUGUGAAAUUAUAUUUUUAAACAGUUUGAAUGAAUAAAGAAUGCUGGGAAAUAAA